Miniopterus natalensis is the source of this 759-nucleotide messenger RNA. The record is from RefSeq and is a predicted model, not a curated record. NCBI's taxonomy places the organism in Eukaryota, Metazoa, Chordata, Mammalia, Chiroptera, Miniopteridae.
AUGGCAAUCUUUAGAAAGGCUGAUCUAAGCUCAGCAAUUUUUUAUGCAGUCGCACCAUCAAAAUCUGUUCCCAAUAACCUUCUGCAUUACACGGUCCAUCCAAAAUUGAGCCAGUACUAUGAGCCUUUGAAGCCCACCGCACUGCAGAAACGCGUGGCUCGAAACAGGAAGAUGUUAAGCUUCAUGCUCAAGGUCACAGAAUAUGAUGAGGAUAAGACCUCACUUAUAAUGACCAACAAUCCACUUCCCUGUCCAAUGGAGCAACAAGGAAAGGACAACACACCAAAAUACUUUUCCAAGGAGUUACUGCUCAAGGUAAUGGAAAGUUAUCACCUCAAACCCACUGAGAACUUCGGCCUAUCCCUGUUGUCUCAGAAAAAAAGGUUAAGACCUGAGCUGAAACCAGUCUUCCCUGUGACACUGUUGAAGGACCCUACAUCCAAGCAAAAACAAUGGUUUAGGUUUUCCACCAACAAUGAUUUCAAGAGUGAAGGGACGUAUUCAAUGGUCUGCACUUUGAGGAAACAGAAAAAUAUGUACCCUCAGCUCACCUUUGCUCAAGUCUAUAAAAGAGAUAUGACGAAAGAAAUCUCCAAGAAGUCAGACAGUGACAAGCCGACUGGGGAGAUGAACUGGGAGCCACUAACCCUGCCGUCGCUGCAGGAACAGAAGCCCACCAGGACCGCGCCCGGGGAGAGCGCCUUCCGCAAUGGGAGGGCCCAGCAGUGGUUUACAAAAAGUACCGCCGUCGUUAAGUAA